Molecule: messenger RNA, 3038 nt
Organism: Symsagittifera roscoffensis
Lineage: Eukaryota; Metazoa; Xenacoelomorpha; Acoela; Convolutidae
Product: gamma-aminobutyric acid receptor subunit rho-1-like
Exons: 6
Coding region: 1108-2508 (466 amino acids)
Biological process (GO): nervous system process; signal transduction; monoatomic ion transmembrane transport
Cellular component (GO): synapse; neuron projection; plasma membrane
Molecular function (GO): transmembrane signaling receptor activity; extracellular ligand-gated monoatomic ion channel activity; neurotransmitter receptor activity
Source: RefSeq, a predicted model, not a curated record
ACUAUAUUUUGCUUGAAUUUGGUUAAGCCAUUUUGAAAACAAAUUGCAAGACGCGAACUCGUUGAUAGUUUUUUGAAUCAAGUUUUUGCUUUAGAAAAGAAGUAUCAUGCUUUUGUUGAACCAGCAUCAAUCUUAAUAUUUUUGAUAAUUGCUCAUUGAGUUUUAUCAAAAAAAAGUGGUUUCCAAUGUUUUUUCGAUUGCUGCCAAAAACUACAUCAGGCACCUUGAAGGGUAGACUUGAAACUCAGAACACGAGCAAUCUUGUUGCGGUUUUCAUUUCUUAAUUCGAUGAUUUGCGGUAUCGAAAGAUUACAGAAGACAGAAAUUAUAUUACAGCAGAAUUUCAAUAAAAAGAACCUCCGGCAAACAAAGCUCAGCUCCAAUACUCCGAUAUCCUCAAGCCGGAUAUUAUUUGGUACACCCUGUUGGCGCAAAUGGUUAGACUAAAAACAAACAAUUUUAGCCUUUAGCUCAUUCAGAAGAUUUAAAGAAAUAAUUUGCAUAAAUAACUUCUUUUAAGGACCAAAUUGUUUAGAUCCUACCCAACAGAGUCAGAUUUGAAUAAAUAAACAAUCUGCAGAGUUGUUAAAGUUGCAGAUAAGACUACGCUUGCUGAAUUUUCAAGUACUCUGCAAACUUUUGAGCUGGAUUAUCUUACAAAAUGUUACAUUGACCUGAUAAAAGAAGAAAAACGGUUACGGCGACCGUUUUCCUAUCAAAAAGUUUUGAGAAAUCAAUUGCGAUAAAUCAAUAGCAAACGAGUUUUACUCAAUUCCCACUAUCAAAUUCAGUAUGUGUAUUUAAAAAAACCGAAAAAGUAAAAACGAUUUAAAACAUUUUGUAAAAUUACGUAAGCCAAAAUAUUUCAACCAAAUAUGAAUAUCCAUAUUUGACCUGAAACUGAGUCUGACAAUCACCUCAUAGUUACCCCUGGGAGUUAUACAGCAAACAAUUUGUAGAUUUUCCCAUUUUUGAACAGGGCAAACGCAAAAAUUUUACAUUAUCUUUCUUGUCCUUAUGUUUGUGAGUUUAUACAUCUGCCAUACUUUUUGAUCUAUUUUUGAUCUAUCCAAUUUAUUCCAAAGUUACGUCCCACUUCAGAAAAAAAUGUAUUCGUGUUUGAUUAUUUUAAAUUCAAUUUUAGCUUUUAGCUAUUCUUAUUUGCUUGUUGAUAAAAAUGAGUCGUUAUCUCUGAUUUUUGCUGAAAACAACCACGGCAGAAGGGCCGUUGCAAUAUAUCCCCCCAACUGGAACUUCACAACUGUGUCUCCGGAUGAUUUGCCCCCUUAUAAUAAGUAUCUGCAGCCGGGAAAGCCUAGACUGACAUUUGGAUUCCACAUUGAGCAGAUGCGAACUGUUUCCGAGAUCGAGAAAAUAUUCUCUUUUGAUGCGAUUGCAACGGCCAGCUGGAUUGAUCCCCGCUUGCCCAAUUACCUAUCCAUCAGCCAAGAUAGCUGGAGAUGGACAGAUGAAUUAGAGCUUAAAAUUGAAAUCUUGGAUGAUAUCUGGCAUCCAGACAUCGAUUUUGACCCACUAGUCUCAGUUGAAGAAUCGGAAGCGGGAAGUAAGGUGUUUUUGGGUCAGAAUGGAGAAAUUAGAGUGGAAAAAUUUGGACGAUACACUUUCUCAUGUGAAAUGAAUCUACUGUAUUUCCCGUUUGAUCGGCACAAAUGCCAAAUUGUAAUUUCUGCCUACAAGAUUGACAUUGACUUAAGCAUAAUGUUCAACAAAUUGGAGCAACAAUUUUCGAUGAAGCCCGAUCAAGUUAUUGGCAACUUACAAUUCGACGACCUGGAUGUGUCCAGAGAUCACGAAAUAAGCGUCGCGGGAGUCGUCGAGUACACACUGUACAUGCAGCACGCACUCUUUUUGCGGAUGAAGCGCAACCCAAUGUUUUAUACGCUUACUCUGUUUGUACCAAACACAGUUCUCACAACUCUUAGCUGGGUGGUGCUGUGGGUUGACCCUGCAGCUCUUCCAGAGAGAGCAAGCAUAUGCAUAGCUCUCAUUCUCGCCCAGACCAUCCUAAUCAUAGGUGAGGAACAGAGCUUCCCGCAAUCGGCGGAUUUCAAGAUUAUUGACGCUUAUCUGAUUGUCAACUUCAUGAUGAAUGUGGCCUCUCUGGUUGAGACUCUGAUGGCCUCUUGUGCAAUAAAGAAAAUGGAAGCAAAGAAGACUCAGCUUCAACUGGUCGGAAGAGAAGACAAAAAGGCAACAGGAAAUAAACCAAAAAAUGAGUCAUCUGUUGACGACGUUUAUGACAACAAUAAUGAAACGAACGCUUUCGAACCCGUUUCGAAUCCUACAACUUCAAGAAAUAUUGAAGUAGAAGCUCUCAAAAACAACUCGAUCUUGAAAUCUACUGUAGAUACCCCCGACAGAAUCAGUAGAAUAAUGUUUCCUUUGGCCUUCUUAACAUGGAAUGUUUUGUUCUUUGUGUUAUCCAAACAUUUCGCUGAUAAAGCAUAUGAUGACAAUGACCUGCAACCAAUUUUUUCCCAAUUUUAAUAACUCCAAAGAGCAUAGAAGUAAUCUUCAAGUUUUGUUAGGCGUUCAUAUUUGGUUUUUCUCAACAUCACACGAUUCGUCAAAUUUGUAUCUGCUUUUUAACGCAGGUAAAUUUUGAAUAAAUGUUUCCUAAUUAUGACUUGAAAUUCCAGCAUAAUACGCGUCUGUGAAGUUUCGAUAUUUCAUAGAAUUUAAAUAACAGUUUUGUUAAUUUCAAAUUGUGCUUUAUAUAAAUAUAAACGUAGUAUUUCACCGUUCAUUAAAAUAGUCUCUUUCACUCCAUUGGUGUAAUGCAUUAUUUUCAUAACCUUCAAGUGAAGUAUCUAUUCCUCUCGUCUUCCCAUAUAUAUGUUGUAAAUAAACACGCAGAAACCUGGAUUCGGUUUGACCAAAAGGAGUGCUGUUUGCCAAACGAAUCAAUUACAAGGUUAAGUGAGAAAAGAUUUAUCAGCAAAACCUUCGCGCGCUUCAAUUUCUUUGCUUGAUAUUUACAAUUGCUUGAUAAUUUAGCAACUGCUUUUUUUUGUUAA